UGAGUAAUGUUUGAAUGUCAUAGUGGUCAAUAGUGACAAUACUUUAAAAUUUUUUACUAUCACUGUCAAUACUUAAAUACUGAAAGGGCUCCUAGGCGUUUUCAACGUUCCAUACCAUUGAGGAUCCCUGAUCUGUAGCCUCUGAGUGGAAGAGUGUAAAAGAGGAUAAAAUCCAGAGGGAGGCAGCAAUUCAUCAUUACAGAUACCAGACACGAAGACAAUUUUUUUAAUGUCGUUUUUGAUCAACGAUAUCACUUUAAAAAAUCUAGAUAUAAAAAAUAUCAUGGACCGAAGUCUAAUUAAGAUGAAUUCAGAUGGACAUUAGACUGAAGUGAAGCUAUUUAUUGUUUUAUGUACACUUGAAUAUCGAGAUUAAAGAGAGGAGACAAAGAGGGAGAGAGGGAGAGGGCGCUUCUUCCAUCAUCCUUCCUGGUGGGAGGUUUGAGAUGCACUGCGCAGAACCGUCCGCUACCGACGCAUCUUCCUGGCUUGCCUGCCUCCCCUCCUCUUGCUCACCCUCCUCUCCCCUCCCCUCGUCUCUCCCUGUCCUCUCUCUCAGUCUCUCUUUUCCUCCCUCUGCUGUCUGACACUAGCCUACCUGGGAGGAAGUGCACACACAAAGCUAAUAAAGAAAAUCUGGCGCGUCGGCCGGGCCUGGCCAGCGCUAUGCUGCGGUAAGAGGAGCCGCUGUCUGCGGUGUUUUCAGGGGAUGUAGAGAGGCCACAAAGACGUCGCUCUCCCUGACGGAAGGAAGGACGUUAGGGAAGGACCACACCGUGUUUGCAACCGCUCUGCUUUACUGUGCCCAGCCCGCUGCAUCGCUAGGCGGCCUGCAAGCCAACAAGAUGUCGACCCGUACGCCAUUGCCCACCGUGAACGAGCGCGACACGGAGAACCACUCAUCAGUGGAUGGCUUUGUCGAGCCUCCUGCACCUCCCACAAAGUCAGCAAGCCGUCACAGUCUGCCGAGAUGUCGCAACUCUUUUACCUCCUCAGAAGAGCAUCCUCAUAUAGGCAAUUAUCGCCUCCUCAAGACCAUCGGGAAAGGGAAUUUUGCCAAGGUGAAGUUGGCUCGUCACGUCCUGACUGGACGAGAGGUGGCGGUGAAGAUUAUAGACAAAACCCAGCUGAAUCCCACCAGUCUACAGAAGCUCUUCAGGGAAGUCCGAAUAAUGAAGCUACUGAAUCAUCCAAACAUAGUGAAAUUGUUUGAGGUGAUCGAAACGGAGAAGACACUUUACCUGGUUAUGGAGUACGCCAGUGGUGGGGAGGUUUUCGAUUAUCUUGUGGCUCAUGGUAGAAUGAAGGAGAAGGAGGCCAGGGCCAAGUUCAGACAGAUUGUGUCUGCAGUGCAGUAUUGUCACCAGAGGAGGAUAGUACACAGGGAUUUGAAAGCAGAGAACCUGUUGUUAGACGCUGACAUGAACAUCAAGAUCGCCGACUUUGGUUUUAGUAAUGAGUUCACCGUGGGCAGUAAGCUGGACACUUUCUGCGGCUCUCCGCCCUACGCUGCUCCAGAACUCUUCCAGGGAAAGAAGUACGACGGACCGGAAGUGGACGUCUGGAGCUUGGGGGUCAUCCUGUACACACUGGUCAGCGGGUCGCUGCCCUUCGACGGCCAAAAUCUAAAGGAGUUGAGGGAGAGAGUCCUGCGAGGAAAGUACCGCAUUCCUUUCUACAUGUCCACCGACUGUGAAAACCUGCUGAAGAAACUGCUCGUCCUCAACCCAGUGAAGCGAGGCAGUUUGGAGCAAAUCAUGAAAGACCAUUGGAUGAAUGUGGGUCAUGAGGAGGAGGAGCUUAAACCUUACAUCGAGCCUGAGGCAGACUUCAGUGAUUCAUCCAGAAUAGAGCUCAUGGUGACGAUGGGUUUCCCAAAGGAUGAGAUCACAGAGUCUCUACAGGGCCAGAAGUACGAUGACGUCAUGGCCACCUACCUGCUGUUGGGCAGAAAAGCACCUGAGUUUGAGGGGAGUGAGCCUCUGACUAACAGCGUUUUAGGACAGAGACAGCGGCCGACCAGUGACAUCAACAAUGGCUCCAGCGUCUCUCCUGCCCAUCCUAAGGUCACACGCAGCAUCUCGGCCAAUCAGAAGCAGCGUCGCUACAGUGAUCAUGUUGGUCCUUCCGUGCCCCCGGCGGUGUCGUAUACAAAGCGUGGUCAGGCCCUGAGUGUGGAAAGUGACCACAGGGAGGAGUGGGACGGAGCUCGCAGGCUAGAGCUCAGCACUUCGAAAGGGGACGUUCCUGCCUCACCUGUAGGGGUGCAGGAGAGGAAGAAAACUACGAGCGCUGUGGGGACCAACGGAUCAAUGACUCGCAGGAACACGUACGUGUGUGAACGAUCCUCCACUGAUCGCUACUCAGCCAUUCCCAACGGCAAAGACAGCAGUUUAACUGAGGUGUCGGGUAGCACUCCAUCGACUGCAAUGAGCUCCACACGACCUCGCCACACCAAGUCCAUGUCAUCAUCAGGGCAUCCUUCAAAGAGCACACUGCCCCCUAUUGACGACAACACAGAGCUAAAAGCCAGCUCCUCACCGCGGGGUCCCUCCACCUCUCCAUCUGCACACAGUAUUAGCACACCUGAGAAGAACCGCUUCCCGCGUGGCACCACCAGUCGCAGCACUUUCCAUGGAGCUCAACUCAGAGAUCGGCGCAGCGCCACCUACAACGGCCCGCCAGCCUCGCCCACACUGUCCCAUGACACGGGGGCUCUGGCCCAGCAGCGCAGAGGCACAUCCACAGGCAUCAUCAGCAAGAUCACCUCCAAGUUUGUGCGCAGGGUUCCCAGUGAAGGGGAGGCCAGUGCCAGGACAGAGACUCCAAGGAGCGUGUCUGGAGACUCUAAAGAGGACAGCGGACGGGACUCCAAGCCUCGCUCGCUGCGUUUCACGUGGAGCAUGAAGACCACCUCCUCCAUGGAGCCCGCUGAGAUGAUGAGGGAGAUCCGCAAGGUUCUGGACGCCAACAGCUGCGAUUACGAGCAACGUGAGCGCUUCCUGCUUUUCUGUGUCCACGGCGACGCCCGCCAGGACAACCUGGUCCAGUGGGAAAUGGAGGUCUGCAAGCUUCCCCGCCUUUCGCUCAACGGCGUGCGCUUCAAGAGAAUAUCGGGCACAUCCAUCGCCUUCAAAAAUAUCGCCUGCAAAAUUGCCAACGAGCUCAAACUGUGACGACAGAUGGAGUCCCAGUCGUUCUCUGGUGAACUCUGAUUACGGUCUCAUCUCAUCACUGGAUUAGUGUUGACUUAUGGGACAAAAAAAAAAUUCAGCACUGAAGGUCCUCACCAUGCAAAAUCAGGGUGGACUCGGCUGGUAACGUGCAAUACUAGCCAUGAAUGUACUGUACAGGGUAGUGGAUCAGAGAGAUCUCGCAAGAUUUAACCUCUGUGGCAGAGAGAUCGCAAAAAACAACAACCGCCCUCUUUUUUCUUUUCUUUUUUUCCGUCCAGCUCUCUGUCCCGUGCCCCUCUCUCAUUGGCCCGCUGCUCCUUGUCAUAGGACACGUUCAUGUAACACAUGCAGUAUGCAACUCAAGAUGACCAUCCUGCAAUAAUGUUUUCAGUCUCUUUUUCUAUAUGCCUAUUAAAACGAUCUACUCUCCUCGUUGAAUAACCAUUUAAAAAAAAAUACUGAAAGCUCAACUAGUGCUUUUACACCUGUGUUAAGUCGGUAUAUAGAUCAGGCUGGAGCCCAUACUAUAACUAUGUAAAAAAACGGAAUUGUACUGUAUGAAUAACAUCUGCAGGUACUGUAUUGUACAUUGAUUUUGCUUCAUGUACAGAAAUUUAAUUGUCCAUGUUGUUUUGUUUUGUUUUUCAUUGUUUUAAAGACUUUCCUAAUAUAAUGGAUGUCUCUUAGAGCAUUAUUCUUUUGGCCUGUGGCUUUUUUUUGUUAAAGUUUUAAUUCAUUUUUUUUAAGAGCCACCGUACGACAAGUGUUUUUACUUUUAUUUAAAGAGCACUAAAUUAUUUUGUGAAAUACUAGGGAUGUGUUCCCUUGCCUUUUAUGUUCUAUUUGUUUGCCUACAAAAAAAAACACUAAGUUGCACCACAUAGACUUGAGUAGUUACUUCAGUUCUAACUGAAAAUGUGUUCACUUUAUUUUAUUUUUUUCUCUCAGCAGUAAGUCAGUGACUUGGAGGUCCUGCUGCUAUUGCACAAGUUUUCCAGGGUGAAAUGUAUGGACAUGAGAGUAUGCACCUGUAUUCUUUCAUGUCAGUUUGGGAGUUCUCAAUUACAAACAGCAGAGUUUAAAUGGGUCCACUUUAGAAAGCUAAGGAAACAUCCAGCCCAAGGACCGACGAUGCAUGAGGAGUAAAACAAUCAUCCUACGAGGAGCACGUGUGUUUGUGGAGCCUUCUAAAGACCCUGUCUAAAUCCUGCUUCAGCGUGAUUGUGCCGGUACUUGUGUAUCUUCUCGCUUGUGGUUUUCUUUUUUUUUUUUUUCAAUUCAGCGGAUUAUUGUAUUUAUUCCAUUACAGUGUAAUGUGCUGCUUUGUAGAAUUGAGGCGUGCACUUUGUUGGAGAAAAUAAAAGAUUUUAUUUGUUUGU
Messenger RNA from Cynoglossus semilaevis (tongue sole), 4555 nucleotides. RefSeq names its product MAP/microtubule affinity-regulating kinase 1 (gene mark1). Gene Ontology annotation, cellular component: cytoplasm. NCBI's taxonomy places the organism in Eukaryota, Metazoa, Chordata, Actinopteri, Pleuronectiformes, Cynoglossidae. The transcript is spliced from 18 exons. Gene Ontology annotation, biological process: protein phosphorylation; intracellular signal transduction. Gene Ontology annotation, molecular function: ATP binding; protein serine/threonine kinase activity. The record is from RefSeq and is a predicted model, not a curated record. The coding region runs from base 846 to 3176 and encodes 776 amino acids.